Strongylus vulgaris is the source of this 449-nucleotide messenger RNA. The record is from the annotation of a GenBank genome assembly. Lineage: Eukaryota; Metazoa; Nematoda; Chromadorea; Rhabditida; Strongylidae.
AUGGCUUACGAAAUAGGCGGAAUGUUCGCACAACAACCGCAUCAACAUCACAGUAUCUGGUCAUCCGGUGCAGUUCAGCCAUAUGGAGGCUCUACGGGUGUUAUACCGACGAUGAGCAGUCUACUCGGCGGCAAUGCAUCAUAUAUGGCAAAUCAUCAACUAGAAUUACACCAACCAAAAGCAGAAUCGAUCCAGGGUUACGGUCAGCUAACGUGGCUAUCAGGCAAAGCUGGUCUAAUAACAUGCAAAAAUAAAAUGGUCAUUUCGUUCCAAAUCAAGGAUUUCUGCGAUCAGAUGCUCACAGAUCUAACGUCAGUUCUACGCGUUGGCUUUACUUUAUCCUUCCAAGCGUCACUUAACGAAACAAACGAAUAUACAGCAACCCUUGUACAUCCACUCUAUGGACCUGUAUGUUUUAGAAGAUGCGAAAAACUAAAUGGCUCUUGAGA